CGAACACAUUUAUCGGUCUUGUGCACAACUUCAGUGCACACGAAGUUGUUCGUAGCGUAAAUUAUAGACUGAUUAGAUACGAAGCAUAUUUUUUAAAUUAAAAGUCAAAACCUAGACUUAAUUUUUUCUACUAUGGCCGUAAACGGGAGAAGAUUACUGACAUCACUCACAGAACAAAUCAAUUCAACAAGAAAGUAUGGGACUGCUAAACGGGUGGUUGCCUCUAAACCUGUGGUGGAAAUGGAUGGAGAUGAAAUGACCCGCAUCAUUUGGGAAAAGAUAAAAGAAAACCUAAUAUUUCCAUAUGUGAAACUGGACUGCCUGUACUAUGACCUGGGGCUACCCCACCGUGACGCGACAAACGACCAGGUAACAAUUGACGCAGCGCACGCGAUUCUGAAGCACAAUGUUGGCAUCAAGUGCGCAACUAUCACACCUGAUGAGCAACGAGUUGAAGAGUUUAAACUCAAGAAGAUGUGGUUGAGCCCCAACGGAACCAUACGUAAUAUUCUGGGUGGUACCGUGUUCCGUGAACCCAUACUCUGCAAGAGCAUACCUCGUCUCGUGCCCGGUUGGACCCAGCCUAUUGUAAUCGGUCGUCACGCCCAUGGAGACCAGUACAAAGCCCAGGAUUUCCUUGUAUCUAAGCCCGGAAAGGUGGAACUAGUCUACACAGCGGAAGAUGGGACCGUGUCGAAGCAUCUGCUUUAUGACUUCAAAGUUCCCGGAGUUGCUAUGGGAAUGUACAACACUGACGAAUCUAUCAUGGCCUUCGCUCAUUCCAGUUUUCAGGUUGCCUUACAAAAGAAAUGGCCGUUGUAUUUGUCAACAAAGAAUACAAUUCUCAAACGCUACGACGGCCGCUUCAAGGAUAUCUUCCAAGAAAUAUAUGAAAGCACAUACAAAAAACAAUUCGAAGAUGCCAAGAUAUGGUACGAACAUCGCCUGAUCGAUGACAUGGUCGCACAAGUCAUUAAGGGAUCAGGCGGAUUUGUCUGGGCCUGCAAGAACUACGAUGGCGAUGUACAGUCAGAUAUUGUAGCGCAGGGUUAUGGCUCCCUCGGUAUGAUGACGUCAGUGCUGAUGUGCCCAGAUGGAAAGACAGUGGAAUCUGAAGCGGCCCAUGGAACUGUCACCCGCCAUUACAGAAUGCACCAACAGGGGAAACCUACAUCCACCAACCCUGUCGCCUCUAUAUAUGCUUGGACCAGGGGAUUGAUGCAUCGUGCUAAGUUGGAUGGCACGCCUGAGUUGGAGAAAUUCGCAUUAGCUUUGGAAGAGGCAUGCGUCGAAUGUAUUAAUAGCGGCAAAAUGACGAAGGAUUUGGUAAUAUGCAUCCAUGGCUUAGCUAAUACCAAGGAAGGCAUGUAUUUACACACUGAGGACUUUUUGCAAGCAAUUGCUGAGCAGCUCGAACGCAAAUUGUCAAAGUAAUAUUUUCAAUAAUAAUCAACUAUUGAAAAGAGUUAAAUGGAAUAGUGCAGUCGUCAUCUGUAAAGGCAAAAUAUUGGGAUUAUUCUAAUAGAAACACAAAUUCCUUUGUAAUAUUAAGAAGAUAGUAAAUACUCCAGCAUAAUUUAUUUAAAGUACGCUAAAACUUGGACAAAAACGACCUAAUUUUAGCAUACAUAACUUUGAACAGUUGGAAAGCAUUCUUAAGUCCAACAAUCUCAGGUUAUU
This is a messenger RNA of Pieris brassicae (large cabbage white), 1680 nucleotides long. RefSeq names its product isocitrate dehydrogenase [NADP] cytoplasmic-like. The record is from RefSeq and is a predicted model, not a curated record. Gene Ontology annotation, biological process: isocitrate metabolic process. NCBI's taxonomy places the organism in Eukaryota, Metazoa, Arthropoda, Insecta, Lepidoptera, Pieridae. The transcript is spliced from 9 exons. Gene Ontology annotation, cellular component: mitochondrion. Gene Ontology annotation, molecular function: NAD binding; magnesium ion binding; isocitrate dehydrogenase (NADP+) activity. Bases 133 to 1434 code for a protein of 433 amino acids.